CUGCGGGCGGGGCCCGGGCCACUGGCCGGCGACUGGGGCUGGAGCGCGCCCGACCGGGGUGGCUCGGCUUGGGAGCAUAGCUUCCUCAUUCUCUGGGCUCUGGUUCCCACCGAGGCGGGCGCUGCGAUCCUGCCAGGUGUGCGAUCCGUUUAAGGGCCCUACACAUGUGCAGCCAUGCACGGCCUUGCCACUCUCCUGCUCCUCCUUCUGGCGGGCCAGGCUGAGGCCUUUCGUAUCUGCGCCUUCAAUGCCCACCGGCUGACACUGGCCAAGGCGACGAGGGAGCAAGUGAAGGACACCUUAGUACAGAUCCUGGCUCGCUGUGACAUCAUGGUACUGCAGGAGGUGGUGGACUCCUCCAACAAGACCAUCUCCUUCCUGCUGCAAGAACUCAGACGCAAAUUUGAUGGCUCCCGGUGCUAUGGCUUCCUCAACAGCUCACAGCUCGGGCGCAGCACGUACAAGGAGAAGUAUGUGUACAUCUACCGGUCCGACAAGACCCAAGUCCUGAAUUUCUACCAGUAUGAAGACAAGGAUGACCUAUUUGCCCGGGCACCCUUUGUGGCCCAGUUCACUUUGCCUAGCAAAAUCCUUCCCAGCGUGGUCCUGGUCCCACUGCACACGACCCCAAAGGACGUGGAGAACGAGCUGAACGCCCUCCAUGAAGUGUUCCUGGAUGUCGCCCAGCGCUGGCAGAUCAAGGAUGUCAUCCUGCUUGGGGACUUCAAUGCCGACUGCGCCUCACUGGCCAAAAAGCGCCUGAGCACACUGCUGCUGCGCACUGAGGCGGGCUUCCGCUGGGCCAUCGCCGACGGUGAGGACACCACGGUGCGGGCCAGCACCAACUGCACUUACGACCGCAUCGUGCUGCAUGGCGAGGCCUGCUGGGGGCUCAUCCGCGCCUCUGCCGCCUUCAACUUCCCCCAGAGCUUCCGGCUCUCCGAGGAGGAGGCCCUCGGCAUCAGUGACCACUACCCAGUGGAGGUGGAGCUGGAUCAGGCGCCACACCGUGUGCAGCCCCCCAGCCUGGCCACCCUGCUGCUGCUGUCCCUGCUGCUGCCUCUCCUGGGCCCUCAGUCAAGCACGGUGCCCGACUCAAACCCUGGCCUCUGUCCCCCUACCUGGGGCCGAAGCAACCCCUGAGGGGCUUUCAUCUGUGCCCCCCUCAUUUGCCUGUUUAGGUUGGCUUGCAUGGUUUAGUUGGGUUGAAGCUGGGAGCCAGGCUGGACCCUGGCCAGCCCCUCAGGCAGUCAGUGUGGGAAGGGGCAGGAUCUCCACCUCUCCCCUCAGCCAAACCCUGCAGGGCUCUCAAGUCUAUGAUUAAAGGAAAACCAACACCCUGGGAGCAAAGCCCAACUGGAGGGAUAAGGCUCGUGGAGCGCUCCCUUUGUUGUGCACAGGGCUCACGGGUUAAGCGGGUAAGACACAGGACGAGCUAAGGGCCCCCAAAAGCCCACCCACCCCACUGUCCUGCAACAAGGGUAGCCUAUGAGACACAGUGCUGGGCACAAGGAGCAGUGCCAAGGCUGUUUACAAGCUGACAGAUUGGAAAACCUAUCUAUAACCUAGAGCAAGGUCAAAAAUAAAGGUAAUCUUCAACACUGGAAAUA
This is a messenger RNA of Heterocephalus glaber (naked mole-rat), 1610 nucleotides long. NCBI's taxonomy places the organism in Eukaryota, Metazoa, Chordata, Mammalia, Rodentia, Bathyergidae. The record is from RefSeq and is a predicted model, not a curated record.